AUGCGAGUUGAAGACAUGAUCCCCAUCAAUGAUUCUAUGCCUGAAGAACAGCUUAUGGCAAUCAUGAUCUUGAAGGAGAGUUUUGAUGAGAAAGCAGGCUGGAAGAAGUUAAGGCUCUGCGUGAUGAGAAUUUGCCAUGACAGCAUUUACAGGAGGUGCAUUGCUGAAGAGGAUGUGCAAGGAGUUCUAGAGCAUUGCCAUGGGUCAGUUUAUGGAGGUCACUUUGCUACAUUCAAAACAGCAACUAAGAGAGGACCAGACAGCAUUUACAGGAGGUGCAUUGCUGAAGAGGAUGUGCAAGGAGUUCUAGAGCAUUGCCAUGGGUCAGUUUAUGGAGGUCACUUUGCUACAUUCAAAACAGCAACUAAGGUUUUGCAAUCGGGUUUAUGGUGGCCUACUUUGUUUAAGGAUGCAGCAGACUACAUUGCCAAGUGUGAUCCGUGCCAAAGGAAAGGAGGGAUCACCAAGACGGACGAGAUGCCACUAAACCCAAUUCUACCUGUACAAGAGAGGACCAGACAGCAUUUACAGGAGAUGCAUUGCUGA
Molecule: messenger RNA, 546 nt
Organism: Microthlaspi erraticum
Lineage: Eukaryota; Viridiplantae; Streptophyta; Magnoliopsida; Brassicales; Brassicaceae
Source: the annotation of a GenBank genome assembly